This is a messenger RNA of Colius striatus (speckled mousebird), 5972 nucleotides long. It is a transcript of the gene PINX1, whose product is annotated as PIN2 (TERF1) interacting telomerase inhibitor 1. The coding region runs from base 438 to 1397 and encodes 319 amino acids. Gene Ontology annotation, biological process: regulation of ribosome biogenesis. The transcript has 7 exons. The record is from RefSeq and is a predicted model, not a curated record. Lineage: Eukaryota; Metazoa; Chordata; Aves; Coliiformes; Coliidae. Gene Ontology annotation, molecular function: telomerase inhibitor activity; nucleic acid binding. Gene Ontology annotation, cellular component: nucleolus.
GAUGCUUUUAUUGAUAUUUGACCUAAACAAAAAAGAGUUUGCAGGGUGUUAAUUGGUUUUACUACAGCUGUGAAAGCACAAACAUUUUGGGGACUUAAAAAUAACUUCUCAGAAGUACCCAGUGACUGGAAAAAAAGCAGUGAGUGCAAAUUGAAACACAAGAAAUUCCAUCUUUGUUUUUUAAUUUACUGUGAGGGUGGCUGAACAGUGGAAGGGAUUGCUCAGGGCAUCUGUGGAGUAUGUAUCUGUGAAGAUAUUCAGGACCAAGCUGAAUGCUGGCCUGGACAACCUACGUAAACAGGGAAUUGAAGAAGAGGAUCUCAAGAAGACCUUCCAACUUCUAUGAUGCUGUGAACUAAACCCGUAGAAAGCAGAAGUGGUCUGUGGAUCCACAAAAUAGCGCUUGGAGUAAAGAUGAUUCUAAAUUUGGCCAGAAGAUGCUGGAAAAAAUGGGCUGGUCCAAGGGAAAGGGUCUUGGGGCUCAGGAGCAAGGAAAUACAGAACAUAUCAAGGUUCAGGUGAAAAACAAUACGCUGGGGUUAGGAGCAACCAUGAAUUAUGAGGACAACUGGAUUGCUCAUCAGGAUGACUUCAACCAGCUUCUGGCUGAACUGAAUAACUGCCAUGGACAGGGUGAAACAGAGUCCUUAGUGGAAACUCAGAAGAAGACAUUCAAUCUUGAGGAAAAAUCCAAAUCUUCCAAGAAACGUGUCCAUUAUAUGAAGUUUGCAAAAGGUAAGGAUCUCUCUUCACGCAGUGAAGAUGAUCUGUCCUGCAUAUUUGGGAAGCGACAGAAGAAUAUGAAGACACAGAAGGAUCCAGAGUCUCAGGAAGAGAAGCAGAGAAACCACUGUCCAUCUGAGCCUGCAGAUGGUUACAAUACAGUGAAGAGUGUUCUCACUGUCCAGGAAUAUUUUGCCAAGCGCAUGGCAAAACUGAAGGGACCUCAGAAGGAAACAGAAGCAGAGGUAGACAGUUCCUGCCCAACAGCUGAUGAAACUUUGGAGCCUUCAGAAGAACUGCAAACCAAAGUCAAAAAGAAAAAGAAGAAGCAGAAGAGAGAUGAGGUAGAGGGUACAGAGCAUUGUGAGAAACUGAAAGUGAAGCAACAUAAGAUGGGUAGCUUGAAUGGCAAGGAACUGGAUGCUCCGUUAAAUGAACAUCACUCAGGGAAAAAGAAAAGGAAACACAAAGAGGAACACAUUAGUUGUGAUCAAAAUGUGGGCAACGGGGAAGUUUAUAGGGGAGGAACUGAUGAGGAAGAUCUCGGCAUAACGGACUGUGAGACAAAGCAAAAGAAACGCCAUAAGAAGAAACACAAAAAGCAGAAAGAGGAGACAGAUGAGUGUGUGGAAGGAAUGCAGAGAAAGAAAAAGAAGCACUGCAAGCAUGUUUAACCAUUUCAGAGCCCAGCUGGGACUCUGAGGUGGUUUGAACUUUAGUGUGUUAGAGAAGUCUGCGUAAAUGCUCCAGCCAGACAUCCCAUUGUUAUCCAGUCUUGAGCACAAGGUGCUGCCUCCAGCUGAAACCAGACUGUGCUGCCUCCAGCUGAAACCAGACUGUGCUGAAGUAUAGCUCUUUUAAGGGAGAACAUGAUGACAGGCCAACAUGUUUCAAGGGUAUCCACCUGUUGUAGGGCCAAGGCAAAGCAGGACUUAAAAUCCUAGAGUCAUGGAAUGGUUUGAGUGGGAAAGGGACUUAAAAGUUCAUCUCAUUCCAAACCCUUCCAUGGGCCACCAGGGAUACCUUCCACUAAACUAGAUUGUUUGAAGCCCCAUCUAGCCUGCCCUUGAACACUUCCAGGGAUGCUUUUUUCAUAAAAAAACAAUUAGACUUUGCCUGUUCCAGUAUGGAAGAGCUAUGUUUUAACACAGCAGACCCUGUGCCUCCUUCAGCCCAGGUUCACUCUGGUGCAGCUCCAAGUCGGAUAACAGCAAGUAAAAUCAGGCCUGGUUUUAACCACUGUGGUUAAGACUGUGAAAGGCAGUGACUUAUUUAUUAUCUGCUGCCUCACACUGACUGUGUUUUUCUCAAUCAGGAAUUAAAAAAAAAAACCACCUCACCCCACUACUGCCUUUACAUUAUGAAAGCCACCAUUGUUCUCACUUUUGAUAGCACAUCUCUGCUUUUGGAACAGGAGGGAUGUUGCAAAGCUGUGUAUAUUUUUUUUCACUGACUCUUGGAAAAUUGUGUCCAAUUUUUCUUUUUCCAUUGGUCUCCUUUCCCAUGUGAAAUGAACAUUGUUUCUUGCCAAAAUACUUAUUCUAAUUAAAGGUUUACACCUGAGUGUCAGUACUAAAGAACUAAAUAAAAAUAUCUCCCUUUGUUUCCUACCCAGUUGUUAACUAUUGUCAAGCAAUUGUGACUUUGCAGCAAAGCUGAAGGAGCCGCGCCUCUGUUAAAUACACCUACAUCUUUGGUCCCCAGGUGAUAUUCAGGGUACCUUCAGUGAUGCACCUGUCAUUAAAACAGUUGUCCUGGAUAGAACAAGGGGUUUUUUUCCUGUAAUUGGGAGACCAAAUAGAUUUUAAGAGCAUAACUGGUCAUAUGAAUUUGUGUUGCCACUUAGUCGUUGAAAACCUGCAGCUUAUUUCUAAUUGUAAACCUGGAUACAAGUAAUGCUGGGACUCAGCACUGCCAUAAGCAGUUUUAUAUGUAGUCUUAAAACAUUCAGCAUGAAUUUUGUCAUGUUAAUCUUGCUCAGCUAAGAGCUGUCAGAAGAGACAGGUGAGCUUGGAAGCGAAGUGGUGGGAUGGGAAGAAGUACUCACUGUGGUGAAGUCUGGUUCUGAUGUUGCUUUGGUCACCACAAAGUGACAGCAGAACCCUAAGAGCCGGCCUGUUGUCAUGGCAUAAUCCAGAGGAGCUGACCACAAUCCAAGUCCAUUAGCUGCUUGUUUGGGUUUGGGGCUGGCCGUGUUUCAUCACUGUAAAUCCAAAACAUCCCAUUGGCUUGCUCUGCUGAAUAAAAUGGGUACUUUGGGGGGUUUUUAUUGUCUUAGCUCAGCUGAGUUGCUGAAUGUGGUUUGAAAAGUAUUGUCAAGAUGCAGAUGUUAAUAUGAAAAGAUUUCCCGAAGCUUUGCCUUUAUUGUCCAGUGGAAGAAGCUUUGCCUCACACAGCCCUCAUGGCUUCAGAUGUUUUGGUAGCAACUGAGCUCUCUUUUUUAAGACACCCUGGUUUGCAACUGGCACCUUUCUUGCCCUCAGGACAUUCUCAUUCAUUGCAGCAGAAUUACUGUGUUUUACUUCUUGUAAAGGGAGAACAAGAUGCCUUUCUCUGUGUUUCAAGCUGUCCUGCCAGCAGUUUUUAACCCUUACAGCAUUUGCUUUUCGGCACUGUCAGAAAUAUUAGCCAUUAUGAUGUGUGCUGUGGCUGGGCUUGGUCCCUGACUUCCUUAAGUGAAACACCACUUAAUACGACAAGAUUGCUGUAGAACUGCAUGUCAGUAAGCUCCAUGCUUGAGGUGAAAAAAUAAUCUCUGUGGAAAAAGACAGCAAAAGAGUUUUUCAUGUUAUGUUGGAGCAUCCUAAAUUUUAUGGGUCCCCUGCAAAGCAGCCCAUCUCAUUUCUGACUCACCACAAGUUUAGAUUUUGGUUUCUUAGUAGAAGCCAAAAGUCUGACUUGUUUUAAGUGGAUUUUUUUUUUUUUAAACUCCCAAGCAGCUAAACUUUAGAGUCUCUCUGGGAUUUCAAUCUAAAAAGGUGCUAGUCAAGGAGUAAGGUUUCCUUCUCCAAAUACUGCUGGACUUGUUUGUUUGUUCUCUUCUAUUAAUCUUCCAUGAGUUUCUGUGUGCUAAUUCUUACAAAUGUUUGGACAAAUUCCAGGGUUAGUUACAGAAAGAAUAAAACCAGGAAUAAAUCUUUAAAUUUAUGGUGUUACUACAAUUAAGUACAGUGUACCUAAGAUUGAAAUCGGGCUCCGGUUGAAGCGUCAGCUGCAAGUAGAAGAUUCUCUAUUUGUGCACAAGGAGCAGGGGAAAUUUCAGUGUAUCCCAGGAAGUGGGAUUUUCAUGUGCCUCAAGCUCGAAGGAGAAAGAGCAGAAUAUGGAGUUUAGGGGUGUGGAAAUCAUAACAGAUGAGUAUUUGAAACGAGCAGUUUGUUUAGGUGCUCUGCUCUGUGUGUAUUAGUGGUCGACCAAUUUUGAGGUGCUCAAUGAGAAACUCUUCUUACCAGAUGCUGUCCAGUGAGGCAGAUGAUUGAAACAACGUGUUUCAAAGUAAUAAAUAAUAAUUCUUUGUUUGUUUAUUUAUAGUGGGCUGUGAGUCCUGUUUUAACCAAACUCUGAUUUGACAAGAAGGUCUUUUUUUUUUUUUUUUUAGAAAGCGUAAGACAAAUAAUUGUGUCAUUACCCAGCUGGUGAAAUCAACAGAAUGUCAGCACUGAGAAAGUCACUUGGUUUCGUUUCUGUGGAAAGGAGACUUAAAAACAUGUCAUGGAUUUGUCUGUUUUACUCAGCACAAAAUGAGGUACCUCCGAGCGUAAUCACCUGGAAAUGAAAGCAAAAUUCGAGUUGCCACUCUUGCUUUCACUUCCAAAUGGGGAAUGGUGCACACAUCUGGGAUUUUAGUGAUCCCCGGUCACCAGUGACACAGAAGAAAACUCUCCGUUUUGCCUUGGGAGCCUCGGCAGGUGAUGGUUUGUGGUGAGUGACUUCUGUUCCUUGCAGGUACACUCUUCACUUUUGAGCCUCGGAAUUAACUGUCAGUGCAGGGGUUUCUUGGUGCCAAAGCACCAGGAUUUGCAUUUGCAGUUUUGGGAACAGCAAUAUUUAUAGGCUGACUUUUGUGCUUGUGAAUACCUGCAAGCACAAAACUCCAUCCUUGAAGGUCGAGGCCAUGUAAAAUUUGUCUGUUAUCGGCAUGGGUCCAAAGUCUGCUUGAGCUUUAUGGGCUUCAGGUGGUUUGAUCUGGCUGUGGGCAAUGCUGCAGAGCCUUCCUCCCAGCCAAGGGUGGGAGAUGGUGCUGGUGGACGCUGCCGAGAUGUGUGGAACCGGCACGGGGCCUUGAAUUUCUUUCCAAAACAUAUUACCUGUAGUGCUUUACCCACAACCAGUGUAAAGCAGAAGUAGUGACAACCAGGGUUAAUUUAAAGCAUCGCUGCAUAUUGCUAUUGAAAACAGCUUUCAAGGCAACCCAUGAAGAUUUCAGAGCUGCCAGUCUUAUGUCUGUGGAAAUUUCUUGAGUUGAAAUGAGUUGCAUGAGUUUUGAGGUUUAAGAAAUGCAUUUGGGGACAGUUACUGUUCAAUUAACACAGUUUUCCUCGAAGCAAUUCUGGUGCUGCCUUCUUUCAAACAAAUCAGCUUGCGACAAAGAAAAUUAGCUGAACGCACUGACAUAAUUAAACUAUUUUCUCCUGUUUAAACACACACGAUUGAAGUUCUUGAAGUUCUUGAGGCAUCCACCUUCAAAAGGCACAAUUCACGUCACAAAACCUCCAAACCUGCCAGCGCUAAAGGGAGGAAGGAAGCUCCAAGAAGAGAGGAAAACCACGCAGGGCCUAUUGGAAGCACUGUGUAAUGUUGCGCCUGGCAUUAAAAAAACAUCUUAAAGUGCUGUGUCCUCAAAGGGAGUGAGACUUGGUAGUGCCUGAAGCAGCCCUUUGCUUAGUUUCUCCUGCUUCUUAGUUUCUCCUCUCUCAUGCUGCUCCUGGGCCAUGUGAGGUUUGCUGCCACCAAGGGUUUUAGUGGCCAAGGAUUUGAGCCUCACAGAGCACUUGGACAGCAACCGAUCCCAUGCAGGGAUUAGCAAACUUGUGCUUCCAAAAGGGAAACUUUUAGGGGUGUGGGACUGGAGAAUAUGGUAAAAAGAACAAACAUUCAUGGUGGUAGAAGCAGGGAGGUUGUUCCAAACCCAAAUUGAAGCUUGAUUUCCUGGCAAGUCAGAGAUUAAGUUCUGCUUCUGAGCCACUCCAAGCUAUUUUUUUUUCUCACCUUAAUCCAUUUUUACAAUUUCUAACAUGUAAGAGAGGAGUUG